AUGACUGAAAAAAAUGUUCCAUGUUCAGAGUUGGGAGAUGUUCAUCUUGCAGAGGUAUAUUUACAGCAAAAAUCGAUCGGGGGUUCCGAGACAUCUGUUCAAAUGGGAGGCGGUGUUUUUACCGAUCGAGACGAAGGUACAAGUUUACAAAGCAUGGAAAGUAUUUUUAAAUACGCUAUAUUUCAUUAUAACCGUUUGGCUAAAGAUGCACAUAAUCUAACACAUAAAAUAAACUUACAAGCAGAAACACUAAAUUUAAUAUCGUCUGGAUCAACUUUGAAAACUGUUGAGGAUGUCUGCUCACUUAUACAUCAACGUCGUGUACAAGGCAUUUUUGGUCCACCAUAUAUUGAACUUGCAACACUUGCUCAUUCUAUAUGCUGUCACAUUAAUAUACCCUUUAUCAAUGUUUGUUCGAACUGUUACGAUCCGGAAAAUCUAGCUGGAGACGCCGAAGAGCAAUGGGACAAUGUAACAAGACAUGAUUGUGUGUCAAUCAAUUUAUAUCCGUCCAAUGCAGAGCUUAAUAUAGCAUUUCAUAAUUUAACACAUAAACUUCACUGGAAUAAAUUUAUCAUUAUAUACGAUAUAGAAUCAGGCUUGACACGUUUGCAAAGAGUACUUAACGAUCCUGGCUUAAAUCAAACUGAUAUUCUUGUACGACCAUUUACACAUAUUAAUGAUCGUAGUGCACUUCUUGACGCCAUUGGACGAGAAGUAUUUAAUAUAAUAUUAGAUUUAAAUGAUCUUCAUACACAUGCUGUAUUAAAAAUGGCUUUACAAAUGGGUAUGAUUAGUUCAAGUUAUCAUUUUGUAUUAACAACAUUGAAUAUUGAUUCAUAUGAUCUAGAAGAUUUUAAAUAUAAUUUUGUUAAUUUAACAGCAUUUCGUUUAUUUCGUCGUGAUGAUCAACGUGUAAAAUCAGCAAUGGACUCAUUUUUUGUAUUUAAAACAAUGCCCACAGAUGAUAUUAAUCAACGAUUAUUCACAACGUCAGUCGCAUUAUGGGUUGAUGCUGUACUUGCUUAUGCGUAUGCUUAUGAUAAAUUAAUCACAUCCUAUGGAGGUUUCCGAAAUGAAGCCAUACGUCCGAAUAUUUCAUGCGUUGAAGACAACAAAUGGCCAUUAGGCACAGAACUUGGUUUAAAAUUUAAUGAGAUAUCGUUUGAUGGUAUUACUGGAAUAGUAAAGUUUACGCCUUCUGGUAAACGAACAGGUUUCGAGCUUGAUAUUGUUCAUUUAACUGAAACUGGUUUAACAAAAAUCGGAGUAUGGUCGCGUGAACGAGGUGCCAAUUUUACAUUGAUAUCAUCAUCACGCGGAACUCUAUUCAACUCAACAUUGAUUGUGACGACUAUUAUUGGAGCUCCUUUUGUAAUCUAUAAACAUAGUGAAAAUGCAACAGUAAUAUUAAAUCAAACCUAUUCCAAUAGUGAAUUCGAAGGGUUUUGUAUUGAUUUACUUGAUGAACUUUCUCGUGAAUUAAAAUUCUAUUAUAAAAUUAAACCGAUUACAACAGGACGGUAUGAUGAUAUGGUGGAAGAAGUUAGAAAUAAAGUAGCCGAUUUAGCAGUAGCACCAUUAACUAUUAAUUAUGCUCGUGAAAAAAAAAUCGAUUUUACGAAACCAUUUCUCAGUUUGGGUAUUGCCAUACUCUUUAAAUUGCCUAAACCUGAAAAGCCAGGCUUAUUCAGUUUUCUCAGUCCAUUAUCACUGGAAAUUUGGAUAUACACAUUUGCUGCUAUAUUUACCGUUAGUUUUAUUCUAUUGCUAAUUGCUCGAUGUUCACCUGAUGAAUGGCGUAAUCCUUAUCCAUGUGAUGCUGAAUAUGAUUAUUUAGAAAAUCGUUUUACUGUCAGCAAUACACUUUGGUUUUCAAUUGGAACAUUAAUGCAACAAGGUUCGGAUGUAAGUCCAUCAGCUAUAUCAACUCGUCUUGUAUCUGGUAUUUGGUGGUUUUUUACUUUGAUACUGAUUUCCUCAUAUACGGCUAAUUUAGCUGCUUUUUUAACUGUCGAAAAACUUGUUAAUCCAAUUGAAAGUGCUGAAGAUUUAGUUAAACAAACAAAAAUAAAGUAUGGUCUUGUUAGUGGUGGUUCAACAGAACAAUUUUUUCGAGAAUCAACUAUUCCCGUCUAUCAAGCGAUGUGGAAAUUUAUGAGUAAUAAUCCAGAAGUAUUUGCAAAAAAUAGUCAAGAAGGUAUUGAUCGUGUCAAAAGUGAAUCCUAUGCAUUUUUUAUGGAAUCAACAUCAAUUGAAUAUACUGUACAACGUGAAUGUAAUUUAACACAAAUUGGUGGUUUACUUGAUAAUAAAGGCUAUGGUAUUGGAUUACCCGAAGGAAGUCCACAUCGAGAGCGUUUUUCUGAAAUAAUUCUUGAUUUACAAGAAAAAGGAAUUAUUCAAAAAUCUUACAAUAAAUGGUGGAAAGGUAAAGGAACAUGUUCAUCGGAUAAGAAAGAUUCAAAAGCGAAUCCAUUGGGUCUUACAAAUGUCGGUGGUAUAUUUGUUGUACUUCUUGGUGGUAUUGUUCUUUCAAUAUUUGUUGCUAUUCUUGAAUUUCUAUGGCAUGCACGAAAAAAUCAUGCCGAUCGACGAGUAAGUUUAUUCAUAAGAAUUCGUUUCCGAUUUAUCCUCGGGCAUUUCUAUAAUUAUAAUAAGAAGCAAAAAAAAUAUUUUCAGCAUUCUGUCUGGUGGGAAUUACUAAAAGAAGUUCGUUUUUCAAUUCAAUGUGGCGCUUCGAAUCGUAAAGCACUUGUUACUCGUCGUUGCUCUCAAUGUGAACAUGAUGCAGACCCGUGUACGUUAGCUCAUCAUCCCCAUCGUCGUUCAUCAUCAUUAGCAUCAGUUAAUUUUGGGCGUACAUCAAAAACUCGUACAACUAUAGAGAAAACGCCUGAAUUAGAUAAAUUUGACACUGUACUUAUGCUUGCGACGGAACAAAGAAAUCAUUCUGAUUCAUAUAGUAGACGACAUCAUUCUUCAAUGAGAUCACAACGAAAAAAAUCCCCGUCAUUGUUACUUGUCGAACAACAACCGUCAAAUCAUGUGCAUCGUAUUCAAACUCAACAGACCCCGCUCAAUAAAAAUCCAGAUUCAUCUGCAAAAUACGGCCUGAAAUCUCAUCGCGGUGAAGACGAUAAUGGAAAUUCUGCUGAUAUAAAUGCAUCUUUAAAUUCGAGUUUAUCAACAAACUCUCGUUUUCCUCUGCGUGUAUCUCGAUUGUGA
Messenger RNA from Rotaria socialis, 3228 nucleotides. The record is from the annotation of a GenBank genome assembly. NCBI's taxonomy places the organism in Eukaryota, Metazoa, Rotifera, Eurotatoria, Philodinida, Philodinidae.